UGCACAUAAUAACGAUUACAAAAUGGCGGCCAAAAAAGAUCCUUUGUUAGAGCAAGCGGAUAGUUUAUGGAAAAUGCUAGACGAUCUAGCUGAUACAAACCCAGAGGGGUACAAGAAAUUAAUAGAUAAUGUUAUCAAGGAACAGAAGGAAUGCUGGAAACCUCCCGAACCUGUAUUUUCCUUUCGUACUGUCAAGGUAAAAAAUAUUGUAUUCAAAAUUUUGCUUAAUUUAUAAAGCGUGAAUUUAUAUGUUACACAGUACAUUGUACAGUACAAAAACAAGUACAUAAUUUACUUGUGAUGUGUUCAGCCUUAAGAACCGUUUAAAGAAAAGAAUGUAUAUUUAAUACAGAAAAAUUUUCUAUAAAAUUAUUAUUUGUUGUGUUACCUAGCAACGAAUUGUAAUUAUUUUAACAAAUUGCAUCGUAGUACUUCAUGUAACCCGUUUUAUUCAAAAUGUGGGCCAAAAUGAAUGGGAUCAAAUUUCAUUGUGAAAUAUCUCUUUCAGUUACCAGAAUCGAGCAACCAUCAUGUGUUUAUCAACAUAUGUAAAUGGGAACGGGUAUCAAAGCCAAAAACUGACGACACCAAAAUUUCGGUGGUGGCCAGCAACUUACGCGACUUACCCGGCUACAGCUCGAAGCAUUCGAUCAUGGAUAUAUGUUUUCACCACGACAUCAUCGACCAAACAAGAAAAGAUUCUCAAUGUUGGAAAUUUGUUGCCAUGUUAGCACUUGAUUAUAUUGAGAAACAAACGGGUAUCAAAUUAUCAAAAGCAUACAAAGUGUUAAGCAUUAAAUACAAAGGUGACAUAGAGGAACUUAAGAGGUAUCUAUUCAGUCGUAGUUUUGGAAAUAGACCGUUGGCUACGCCGGUUGAUCAGAUGUCCAGUCGAACCGAGAGUAACUCCAUUUUAGAUGGACUCUCCAGAAUUGUCCAGAAUGGAAAAGAGCCAAAAGCAAGUGGGAUACCAAAAGAUUUCAAGGGCUUGCCGAGCGAGACACUUGUUGGAAAGAGAGAGGAGAUACCAAAGAAACCAUUAAUUCAAGAAGUAUCAACCAGUAAGCAAGUCAAAGCUGUGCCAAAGAACAAUGUUCCAAAACACAGUAUCGAGGUGGUUACAGCCACCAGUGAGAGACCUAAAUGCAUUAUGGUCAAGAUGGACUUACCAGAGAUCCAGUCUGGUGCCGAAUGUGAACUUGAUGUUUCUAAGGUUAGAUGCAAUAUAUUUUGGUGACACAAUAGGUUAAUGAUCACCUUUUUUAAUGACGAUGACUGAUCUGAUCCGUGAGAAUUUUUUGCUGAGAUUAAUUAGCUAAUACUAGUUGUGACAUUUUAGCAGUAAAUGCAUAGGAUGUUUUAUAAAAAAUACUGGAACAUUUUUUGCAGGCAAGAGUAUAAGCAUUUGCAGUUUUGGUACUAAAAUUAGUUUAGAAGCUCAGGUAGUCAGGUUUUACUUUUGCAGUGAGUCUGGAUCAAUAAGACAUAUGGCUCUAACUGGAUCAUAGGGAAAACAGUUUAGAUUAACUUACUAUAAAGUGAUCUGACUAAAAUAUGGCCUUGGAUAUAAGUGAAACAUUACAAUUUCAUGUACAUGGUGUUCCCAAAAAAACAAAAGAAUAAUUUCAUUCUUAUUAUAAUUAUUAUUAUUUCAGCAAGAUCUUGUGUUGUGUUCAGCCAAAUAUUCCAAGCUUCACCUACAGCUACCACAAGAAGGCAAUGAAGAUGAGACAACUUCAACAUUUAAUAAGACCACUCAUGAACUUACUAUAAUAAUCCCUACAGCACAAACUUGACUUGAAACUACCCCCCAAUGUUAAAUAAAACAUGUAACCACAGGGCUUGAAAUAAUUACAGCCGAUCACUGAUCAAUGCAUGAUCAGCAAGAAAUUGCUUAUGAUCGGCACAAAAGCAGGGUUUCUAACCUGAAAAAGCAGGGAAAGUCAUGACUGCCAAUCACCAUGAUUGGGAACUUUGAGAAUGUUAUUUCAAGCCCUGAAUCAUUGGCAUACAACUGUAUUACGAACCUCACAGACAUGCAUGGACAUUGAAAUAAAAAAAAUAAAAAAAGAAAAAAAAGAAAUUAUUUAGAAAUAUUCCAUGCUAGAAUAUUACGUUAAAUUGAUAUAAUUUAGUUGUCACCAUUUUGUUAUAUAGAUUAAAAACACUGUAUUUAUUAUUAUAUAUAAACAUAACGUUUUAAUACAAAUUAUAUUGUAUUUAAAAAAAAAUUGAGUCUAGAUUAUGUUACAAUCACUGAUAACAUUUGGGUCAUUCCAGAAACAUUCAUACCACCCCCACGGAGGAAAUUGGAAGUUAAUUAAUCCCCCUAUCCCUUUCAGAUGCCCUAAUACACUUAAUAUUACCAGAAACAAUUUUUUCUUUCCUCCCUCCCGGAGGGCAGGAAUUUCCUGGGGGGGGGAGGGCCGGGGGGGGGGAGUGUGGAUCUUUUCUGGAGCAAUCAAAUUGUCACAUUCAUCUAAGUUCAUUGGUGUAAUUAUUUUUCCAUUGUUUUUGCAGUAUGGAGUCAAACUGUAUUAUUUGUAUUGUAAAAAUAAAUUUGCCAGUACAUUAUCACUUGUCUUAAUUGCCUGAAAGUACUUUAAUUAAACCUUUGAUAAUAAGCCAGAAUCUGGAGAUGACGUCUUAACAAGCGCUUGUACUUCCUUGAAGUUAGGAUGUUUAGCAUUGCCAAGUAAACCAAAUAGAACCGACUCACUUGUUGUGAUAAAUGCUCCACUUUGACGAAGACGCUGAAAUAUUAAAAUACAUUAAAAUUUUUU
Molecule: messenger RNA, 2783 nt
Organism: Paramuricea clavata
Lineage: Eukaryota; Metazoa; Cnidaria; Anthozoa; Malacalcyonacea; Plexauridae
Source: the annotation of a GenBank genome assembly